Molecule: messenger RNA, 1818 nt
Organism: Cynoglossus semilaevis (tongue sole)
Lineage: Eukaryota; Metazoa; Chordata; Actinopteri; Pleuronectiformes; Cynoglossidae
Product: cytochrome P450 3A40-like
Exons: 13
Coding region: 68-1567 (499 amino acids)
Molecular function (GO): oxidoreductase activity, acting on paired donors, with incorporation or reduction of molecular oxygen; heme binding; steroid hydroxylase activity
Source: RefSeq, a predicted model, not a curated record
UGUUUUUCCCCAUACUUCCUGUUGGCUCACACAGUCUGAGGAGAAGUGCAGGCUCUCCACAGCCAACAUGUUUGACUUCUCGUUGUUUUCAGUUGUUACCUGGAUAUUGUUGGUUCUUUUUUUCACCCUGUUCCUAUUAUACGGCAUUUUGCCAUAUAGUGUUUUCAAAAACCUAGGAAUACCAGGACCCAGACCUUUCCCUUUUGUGGGAACGCUGCUUCACUUCAGAAAGGGGAUUAGUGUCUUUGACAGGGAAUGUCAUGAAAAAUAUGGAGAUAUCUGGGGGUUGUACGAUGGGCGGAGGCCAAACUUGAUGGUGACAGACCCAGAGAUGAUAAAGACGGUGUUGGUGAAGGAAUGUUACUCCAUCUUCACCAACCGCAGGGAAGCCUUUGGGGAGGGGCUUCUUGACGACGCCAUCACAGUAGUUAAGGACGACAGGUGGAGGCGAAUCCGCAACACUUUGUCUCCAUGUUUUACCAGUGGGAGAUUAAAACAGGUUUAUCCUAUCGUGGCUCGCUACUCAGAUCGACUGGUUGAGAACUUGGGAAAGCUGAAAGAAGGCGAAUCUGUUGACGUUAAACAAUUAUUCGCUCCCUACAGUCUGGACGUGGUGACCAGCACUUCCUUUGGUGUUGAAGCAGAUUCCCAGAACAGACCGGACGACCCAAUGAUUGUUCAUCUGAAAAAAAUUAUAAAGAUAAACUUCUUUGCCAUAUUCAUUCUAAUGGUGUGUCCCUUCGUUAGUCGUCUGCUGAAACGCCUGAACUACGACGUAAUGCCCACACACAGCAUUGACUAUUUCUACAACAUUAUAAAAAAGUUUAAAAAAGACCACAUGGAGGACGAGACGAGUCGUGGCGACUUCCUGCAGUUGAUGAUUCAGAACGAGAUUCCAGAGUCGGAGAUUGAAAAUGAACAAGAGCAGCCGAGCAAAGGUUUGACGGAGCACGAGAUCCUCACUCAGGCCAUAAUCUUUAUAUUCGGUGGCUACGAGACCACCAGUGUGACGCUGACGUUCAUCUUGUACUCUCUGGCCACCAACCCGGAGGCAAUGCACAAGUUGCAGCAAGAAAUUGACGAGAGCCUGGAGAGAGACGCCCCCGUCCCAUAUGACGCCCUGAAUCACCUGCAGUACCUGGACCUGGUCAUUUUGGAGUCCAUGCGUUUGCAUCCCACCGCUCCUCGGCUGGAGAGGGUGUGCAAAAAAACUGUCCAGGUCCACGGCAUCACUAUCCCCGAGGGAACCAUCGUUGGGAUUCCCACACACCUGUUGCACAAAGAUCCACGAUUCUGGAGCUCACCUGAACUUUUCAGACCUGAGAGGUUCAGUAAAGACAGCGAUGAGGAGGUGAACCCAUACGCCUACAUUCCGUUUGGCCUGGGACCUCGUAACUGCAUCGGGAUGCGCUUCGCGGUCCUGGUGAUGAAGAUGGUCCUGGUCCGACUCCUGCAGAGUUACACCGUGGAGACCUGUAAAGACACCAUGAUUCCUCUGGAGUUGAACUGGAUGCAGCAGCCGAGUUCACCGAUCAAACUCAAGUUUGUCCCCAGACGCCUGUCGUAAUCAAACGAACGUUGUGCCACAGCGUAACACCUGUAACACCUGUGACGCCUGUAUCUGACUGUUAAUCAGCAAUAAUCCUCAGAGUAUUAUCUCAUAUGAAUAAACAGUAAAAACAUUUUUAAAUGAUUCUUCUUGCAAUAUUUACAGGAACAAGUUAAAUGAAGUUAAAUUUCUUUUUUUUUUAAGUACAAUGUAACAAAUGAAUACAGUAGUUUAUGUUUUUACAAACUGAAAUAAAAUAAUAAAUAAGU